Messenger RNA from Bombina bombina (fire-bellied toad), 5057 nucleotides. It is a transcript of the gene TASOR, whose product is annotated as transcription activation suppressor. Gene Ontology annotation, molecular function: chromatin binding. NCBI's taxonomy places the organism in Eukaryota, Metazoa, Chordata, Amphibia, Anura, Bombinatoridae. Gene Ontology annotation, cellular component: heterochromatin; nucleoplasm. The record is from RefSeq and is a predicted model, not a curated record. Gene Ontology annotation, biological process: negative regulation of gene expression, epigenetic; protein localization to heterochromatin.
AGGCUUUAGCUAGCUAUAGACUUGAAGGAAGAGUUGUGAGAUGGCGCCGCAAAGGGAAGUCAUGAAGCGCCGUCAUAGAAUAUACUGAGAAACUUGUUUUACACACCCUCGUCUUUGUGGAAGAAAACCAACGAACAAACACAAGAUAAAACAAAAUAAAGAAGAGACUAUACUUAAAAUGGCGACUAGCAGCUCUGAGAAGGGCAACAGUGAAACAAUGAAGGACGAGAAAUCAUCUCUGAACAUGGAGGGGAGAGUGGGCAGCGUGGCUGCAACUACAGGAGACAGAGCUGCACAAAAUGGCGAACAGGCAUCCAUGGACGUUCAGAAUUUGGGCGAUAGAGGUUUCAGGAGCAGAAAUAACAGUAGCGAGCAAGUCAAAUACGAAAACAGCGCGGGGACUGCUGUGAGGCAGAUGGAUGAACCUCCUAGAAAACGUUUUCAGAUUCCAAGAAAAAACAGGGAUAAGAAAGUGCUUCAGACAGUUUGUUCUGGCUCUCGGGAGUUUGACGAAAUUUUGAAAAUUCUACAUUCGUCAUACUUGGAUUCAAACUCUGUGACACAUUUCACUUACAAAUCUGCCCGACUCGUUCAUAAUGAAUUCAUGGAGAAAGAGUUUAUUGAAAAACGAAGGCAGUUGAAAUUUGACGGUCGACCAGAUAAAGAACUUGUCGAGUCUUAUGCAUUUCUCUUGGUUGAUAACGAUCAGGUAAAUACUAUAUCUGAAAGAGGUCUCAUUGUGGGGCAUUCUAAACUAACAACUCUUGGCAAGUCAUCAAUGGGAAUUUACUUGUCUAGGUUUUCAGACUUACUGCAGGCAAAUCCUUUGGAUCCUGGGACAACUGGCAAUAUUUUUAUAUUUAAAGUUAUAAAGGGAAAAAUUAAAGGCAUAUAUGAUCAGAUGAGGCAUAACCAGAUGGAUUCAUCAUUCGGAGCAUUGGAUCCAGCGCCCAAACAUGAAUGUCAUGUCUUUAAAAACAUCAACAAUGUCACAACAUUGUUGAGCUACAGGGCUUUUGAACGAUCUCAGUAUUACUUUUAUGAAUAUGGCUUUGAUGAGAUUCUCAAGAGACCGAGACAUGUUUGUCCAUUUGCUGCUGUUUUAUUUGGAUACAAAGAAGAGAUGACACCUCGACAGCCAUCUUUGUUUUUGUCAGGAUCCCCUGUGAUUAACACUGAUAAAUAUGCAGAUAGGAGCUGUUUUACAUUAUGGAGAGGCCAGCUUCUUAAUAAAGGAAAGCUUUUGUGCUAUGCGUCCUUGAAGUCAAUCAAUGGGCCCUUUCUUCCAUACAAACUACCUGACAGGCUGAAUUUGAACACAGUUAUGCAAAUUGAUCAGUUAAAGAAGAAAAUUCCAUCUGUUCUGUUCUUUAAGGAAACCCACAAUAAAUCAAAGGAAGUCACGAUGGGUGGUAUGUUUAGCCGUAUGUAUGAAGUUGUUGAAAAGACAAGGACUGGAAACAACUUUCAGAACCUUCUACUAAAACUAGAGAAAGAAAAACUGGCUUUAGUAAAACCAUUGGCAGAUAAAGGAUUUUUGUUUCUCUUUUUUCCAUCACCAAUGACGACAUCAUAUGGCUCUCAAAGUGGAAGAUCCCGUCUCCUUCAUGCUUUGUUUGUUUACAAAGAAUCUAGAGAAGCUCUGCCACAUGUGACUUCGAAAGCAGCAACAGUAAUGCAAGACAAUCCCGAAAUUAUGCCAGAAUUAACCACCUUUAUCUCUUCUCUGCAUGUUGGUCUCCAUAAGAGCCAUGCAGAUACUUCUGCAGAUUUUAAUAUUGUUGUUGAAAAGCACGCAAGCGUUUAUUUAAAACGAAGAGCUGAACGCAGUUCAAAAUAUAAGGAAUAUGUUCCAAAGCCAUAUGAUACUCGACUGGAUUAUAAGAAGUCCCUUUAUACUGCACCAAAAGAUAAGAGCCGCAUUGCUAUUCCUUUAAAAAAUUAUAUUUUCGGAUCUGAAGCAUACACAUUACCAGUUGACAGAGCAAAAGAACUGAUCAAAGCAAACCAACAAUUUCAGCAGUUUAGUCCAGUGUCUGAUUAUGAACCCAUAGAAGAAGAGGAAGUUACAAAGCCUGUCAACAACAAAAGACUGAGCCAUGCUACUGAAGUUGUCAAUGAACAAGCAACUUCUCGCGCAGACUACGAUCUAGAUAAAUUAAAUGGUCUCAUAAACCUGAUUCAGAGUCGAAAACAGAAUUCUUUUACCAGUUCUGAGCCAGAGGAAACUUUAAGUAGUGGAAUAAAAAGAAAAAUUGAAAGCAGUCCAGAAAACCAAUGGAAACACCUCAAAAGGGAAGAAACUGCUUACAGUCAAGAACAACCAGCUGAAACUUCACAUUCCAUGACAUCAUUUAUAAGUGCUCUUGGUGGCCAAGAUACUGAUCUGAGGCAAGAAAACGCUGAUCAGAGUAUUGCUGAAACUGCUGAUUUUAUUAAAUUACUUUUAGCAACUCUUGCUGAUUCUAAUGCAAAUGUGUCACCAGAAGAGUCUAUGAACAAAGUGGCGGGGAUUGCAACUGAUAGCACAAAUGAGGAUAUAGGGCUAAAUAAUGAAAUGGCAAUGGACAUUGUAUCAGAUAGUCCUGAUCAAGAAGAAAAUGCUGGUCAUGGAAGUGAAAAAAGUGUCCAGGAAAGCAGUGCAACAAUUUUAAGUAAUUCUGCGGAGGUUGACCUCCAAACUGAGGAAACAUGUCACUAUCCUGAAAAUAUAGAACCCAGAACUCCGCCAUAUUCAAAAAGUGCCAGCCCUUGCCCCAGCACUCCUAUUGAAACGGUCUACCAACGACAGUGCUCUAGUUCAGACAACGUGGAUGGUGAAAUGCUCUGGAAACUUAUUCCAAUUACAGGAGAGGGAAGAAGAUUUCCUGUGGAUCAUGUUGGAAACAUUAGAGAUGCAAAAACACAAGGUUUAAACCUUUCUGAAGAACAACUUUCAUGCUUGUCACCUAAAGAUGCACAUCCAGAUGAUCCAAGGGUGUUGCACAAUAGGAGGAGGAGAAGCUCUGGAUGUUCUCCUUACCAAGACUACAAGAGGAAAAAAAAUAGGACAUUUAAACAUGAAAAGGAAGACCGCAAAGACCACUUAUCAGCGCUCUCAAGGGAACAUAAUUUGUUUGAAACCAAACACUGUGAAAAUGGUGUAAUUGAGAACACUGUUCUAGAAGUCUAUGGUAUCUUCUCUGAACGUCUUUAUGAAGUUUUAAGACAAAAAGAAAUAACCUAUAUGGGUAAUUCAGUAACACCACUGCUUUCAUCUAAUCAAAGGGUGGCAAGACUUUCAGAUUGGUUAUAUACACAGACAUCUGAUAUCUCUAUUAAUCGCUAUGUAGAGGAUUUGCAUGACAGGUUGGAAAGCAUUGUUACUGCUUCUGUAAAUUCUAGUGGUGUAGAUAAACCAGUUAAUGAUACAUUUCCUGAAAACGAAGAUGAUGAACGCUUGCUAUCAAUUCGGGAAAUGACAAGUGUUCCUUCAUAUACUGAAAUUAAUGAAACGCACGCACAAAGGAAUAUUCCAAGCAAUCGGAAUCUUCAAGAGUGUGAAGGACAGUCUUCUUUAGCCGACUAUGCGCAUGUGGAAGAAAGCAGGAACAAUCGGGAAAGUUCUCCGCUACGUUCAACAUUUAGUUCAUCACCAAGAACUCCUGAAAAAAACACAUCUAGUUUGCCAGAGUUUAAUUCUGCUACACAAACUGCACUGACUGACUUGAUAAACCAGAUGCAUCCUGAAGUAUUUAACAACCUAAUGAAAAUUUUUACCCAUGUAAAUAAGAAUAUAGUCAAAUUUUAUAUUCAUUCAGAAGAGGAAAAUGUGACCUGUGGAGAAAUUAAGGAAUAUCUUCAGAAGUUGGGUAAUGCAGAAUGUCACCCGCAAACCUUUUUGGAAUCAAGAGAGCUUGCUGAUAAACUUCUAAUUAUUAUUCAGAAUGAAGAUAUUGCACACUGUAUUCACAGGAUACACUGAAAAGUUUCCUGAGUUUUCUUGAAGGAAUAGACAGUGCUGAAGGAAAAUGGCAGUGGAAGAUUCAUUGCAAGUUCCAAAAAAAACUGAAGGAAUUGGCGAGGCUGAAUUCAAAUGCGCUAAAUAUGUUGACACUCCUGAAUACAUAUCAGAAGAAACACUUGGUUGAGAUUCUUUCUUACCAUAACUGUGAUUCGCAAACUAGACAAGCUCCAGAACUAGAAUGUCUCAUCAAACUUCAGGUUCAGAACAUACACCAGCGUCAUGUUCUAUUUUUAACAGAAAAAAACGUAUCCUUGUUUCCUAAUCAUUAUGACAAUGGAAUAGUUGUUACAACCAUGCAAGAGUUCAUGCUGAAAUUUUCAAGCAUUGUUGGUCAUCAUAAUUCAAAUACUGAAGACAACUGCCUUUCACAACUGGCUAGUCAAGAAGACAAAACUGUUCCCACAGAAUCCAAUGUCAAGGAGGAAGAUGAUAUGUCUAUAGAUUCAGAGGAUGAAGCACCACAUAUAGAAGUAUGCACAGAUUCUUUAAAACAUGUAUCACAGAUUGAAGAGAGCACUAAAGGAUCAGAUUGUAUAGAGACUUCUUUUACAAAAAGCUAUGUUGAUUUUGCACAAUCUAAAGCUCCAAGUGUUGGUACAAAUGAAGUACAAUCAGUAACUCCUAUCUCUACGACAUGCCAGAAUAAUACUGUACCUGAAAAUAUUUCAAGAGAUUUGCAAGACUCCAAAAGUAAAAAGAAUUUGUCUCACCAGUUUAGUCAUUUUAAUGUUCUCACUCAUCAGACUUUUCUAGGAGCAAUGCACCCAAUCUUGGCAAACCAACCUCAAGGAGGAAAAUAUUUCAUUAAUCCGCCAGAACCUGAUCCAUCUCAAAAUCCAGAGUGGGAUAAGAAGUGGAAUUUGAAAUGAAAAUUUUGGUUUCUAUAUCCAGAGUAAAUGAUAAAUAUUUAUAAAUACCUUUUCUAAGAUUAUUCGUUUUAUUAUAUAUGUAACAGGAAACUCUGUUUUUUUUUUCCCUGCCUCAUUUUUUAAUCAUGAUGGCAUGUAAUCCUUACAACCAACAGCAAGAAAAUAAAUAUUUUUUUAAGAUA